Hipposideros armiger (great roundleaf bat) is the source of this 1981-nucleotide messenger RNA. It is a transcript of the gene DCBLD1, whose product is annotated as discoidin, CUB and LCCL domain containing 1. Lineage: Eukaryota; Metazoa; Chordata; Mammalia; Chiroptera; Hipposideridae. Gene Ontology annotation, molecular function: signaling receptor activity. The transcript is spliced from 12 exons. Bases 127 to 1887 code for a protein of 586 amino acids. Gene Ontology annotation, cellular component: plasma membrane. The record is from RefSeq and is a predicted model, not a curated record.
GGGCAGAAACUGCGCCCAGUCCCGGCGCCGCGCUCGGCCGCGGAGGAGGCGGACCGGCCCGGGCUGCGGCGGCGCUGCGCCCGCCAAGGGGAGGCCGAGCCUGCCAAGCUGGCGCCCGGCGGGGCCAUGGUGGCCGGCGCCUGCGGCGGCUGCGAGCUGGCGGGGGUUGCCCAGCGCGGCCUCCUGGCCCUGCUGCUCGUGGUUUCCGCCCCGCUCCGGCUGCAGGCGGAGGAGCUGGGUGAUGGCUGUGGGCACAUAGUGACCUAUCAGGACAGCGGCACCAUGACAUCUAAGAAUUAUCCAGGGACUUAUCCCAACCACACUGUUUGUGAAAAGACAAUCACAGUACCGAAGGGGAAGAGAUUGAUUCUGAGGUUAGGAGAUUUGGAUAUUGAGUCCCAGACCUGUGCUUCUGACUAUCUUCUCUUCACCAGCAAUUCUGAUCAGUAUGGACCGUAUUGUGGAACUAUGAAUGUUCCCAAAGAACUCUUGCUGAACACAAGUGAAGUAACGGUUCGCUUUGAAAGUGGAUCCCACAUUUCUGGACGGGGUUUUUUGCUGACCUAUGCCAGCAGCGACCAUCCAGAUUUAAUAACGUGCUUGGAACGAGCUAACCAUUAUUUGAUGACAGAAUACAGCAAAUUCUGCCCAGCUGGUUGUAAAGACAUAGCAGGAGACGUUUCUGGGAAUGUGGUGGAUGGAUAUAGAGAUACCUCUUUAUUGUGCAAAGCCGCCAUCCAUGCAGGAAUAAUUGCAGAUGAAUUGGGUGGUCAGAUCAGCGUGCUUCAGCGCAAAGGGAUAAGUCGAUAUGAAGGAGGCCUGGCCAAUGGUGUACUCUCAAGGGAAAUAGACUCUUCAGGUAAAAGUUACCUGUUUCUACAGGUGUUUCAGGGCAACUUUAAUUUUCGGGAUCCAGUAAGGAACAAUUUCAUCCCUCCCAUUGUGGCCAGAUAUGUGCGGGUUGUCCCCAAGAAGUGGCACCAAAGGAUAGCCUUAAAAGUGGAGCUCAUCGGUUGCCAGGUUACACAAGGUAAUGAUUCAUUGGUGUGGCGCAAAACAAGUCCAAAUUCGGUUGGUUCAACUAAAAGAGAAGAUGAGGCAAUCACAAAAGUCAUCCCCUCUGAAGAAAUGCCCGCUGAGUCAUCCUGCCACCUGUUGGCAGCUCAGGGUCUAAAUAGCCAGCUGUGUCGACUGCUCUGGGUCAUAAAUACUUUGUCAGUGCAGAUUAGAAAAGUGUGCCCAGACUGUUGGAAGCAGAUUAAAUAUCCCUUUGCCAGACAUCAGUCUGCUGAGUUUACCAUCAGCUAUGAUAAUGAAAAGGAGAUGACACAAAAGUUAGAUCUCAUCACAAGUGACAUGGUGGAUUACCAGCAGCCUCUCAUGAUUGGCACUGGGACAGUCACGAGGAAGGGCUCCACCUUCCGGCCAAUGGACACUGAGGCAGACCAGGCAGGGGCGAGUGCCGAGGCCUGCAGCCACUACGAUUGCCCUCCCUCCUCCGGCCGCCACGAGUAUGCACUGCCCUUGACCAACCCCGAGCCAGAGUACGCCACGCCCAUUGUGGAGCGGCACCUGGCCCGCGCGCACACCUUCUCGGCGCAGAGCCGCUACCGUGUGCCGGGGUUCCAGCAGGCGCACAAGCACUCCCUGUCUUCUGGCAGCUUCUCCCCAGCUGCAGUGGCAGCUGUUGCCAACAGCGCGGGCUACCAAAGGCCUCAGAGCCCCGCGCCCUCCGACCCAGGCUACGAUCAGCCCAAAGCCGGGGGCUGCUUAACCGCAGAGCGCGCAGAGCCGGACUAUCAGAAGCCCCAGAUGAAUGAUGCUUACUCAGCCCCCAGAGACUGCCUCAAGCCCCUCAACCAGACGGCCGUGACUGCUCUUCUGUGAACACAAUGUGAAAGAAACCUGCUGUGGUACUGAGCAUCGGGCUGUGUGCAGCUCUGAAGAAGAGAGAUGUGUGUGUGUGUGUGUGUGUGUGNAG